AUGCUCUGUCCGUGCGCGCUAGGCCUCUUUCGGACGUCACUUGACCCGGCCGCCCAAAGCGUGCACAUGCUUCAUGCCAAUCCCAACCUCACCCUCGACGCCCCUCGCCGCCUCGCCGCCUCGCCGCCCCUCGUCAUUCACCACGCGCCCUCUGCCAAGCCGCUGCGGGUGAUGCGCCGCCAGUCCAAGGUUCACGCCUCCCACCAGCCCGGUGCACCGCCGGCCAGCCUGGUGCCGCCUCCAGCCCAACCGCCAGAGGGAGAGCUCACCGACACCACUCGCCCCAGCAACUCCCACAGGCACACCCGCCCCGUGGCCUCGUCGCCCGCCCUCCGACACCAGCCUGUCGCUCUGCCCUGCUGCGACGCCUGCUCCUACUCCUGCUCCUCCUCCUCCUCCUCCUACUCCCCCUCCUACCUGCUACUGCUACUACCUGCUACUACCACUACCACUCCCACUACCACUGGCCUGCUAUCCACAUCCCACUCUCCCCCAUCCACCGUCCCCCCCCCCAGCCAGCCAGCCCCGCCAACCACGCGCGCAACUUGUCUGCGCCGCCCUGGGGCCACGCCUGCCAGCCCUGGCCUCGCUGUUCCGGCUGCAUCCUGCUCUACUCUCACCCUCUCUCACCCUCUUGGCCACCUCCGCACCAUGUGCUCUCGAGCGCACUCUCGCUCUCCUUCCCCUCGCUGUGCCUCUUCUUACGCGCGUGUGCUGUCGCUUGCUGCUGCUGCUGCUCUUGCUGCCCCUCUGGCGCCCUUGAUCCGACGUCGGCCCUUGUUAUACGCCGGCCGACGUCCUUCCCCCCUCCCCUCAUUCGCACUCGUCUCUCCCCCCUUCUCAUCAUCCUCACGCGCGCCCAUGUCUAUUUUCCUCUCCGACGGCCGUUUCUGCGAGCCCACCAGGGCCUCAGCGCUGCCGCAUGGCCAGAGUUUCGCGUCCUGCCUCACCAGCGGCCGCCGUCCAGGAACGUGA
This is a messenger RNA of Bipolaris oryzae ATCC 44560, 975 nucleotides long. RefSeq lists its product as uncharacterized. The record is from RefSeq and is a predicted model, not a curated record. Lineage: Eukaryota; Fungi; Ascomycota; Dothideomycetes; Pleosporales; Pleosporaceae. The coding region runs from base 1 to 975 and encodes 324 amino acids. The transcript is spliced from 2 exons.